Myotis brandtii (Brandt's bat) is the source of this 1124-nucleotide messenger RNA. RefSeq names its product chromosome unknown open reading frame, human C7orf57. The annotation marks the transcript as partial. The transcript has 7 exons. The record is from RefSeq and is a predicted model, not a curated record. Lineage: Eukaryota; Metazoa; Chordata; Mammalia; Chiroptera; Vespertilionidae.
GGAUUCCCUGCUUCCCGGCUCAUCGCGAACACCGACCCCGCGUGUCUCCGGAUUCCCUGCUUCCCGGCUCAUCGCGAACACCGACCCCGCGUGUCUCCGGAUUCCCUGCUUCCCGGCUCAUCGCGAACACCGACCCCGCGUGUCUCCGGAUUCCCUGCUUCCCCGCUCAUCGCGAACACCGACCCCGCGUGUCUCCCGGCAUGAGGAACGCCAGCAAGGAGCUGCCUGGCGCCACCGGCCGCUACGCUCCCUGCGACUGGUAUUACCACCUCCCCGUGAAGCGGUCGGAGAAGGCUGUGGACGCCCCGCCCAUGUCCCAGAUCCCCGGCCUCAGCGAGCUCCGGGACACCCCCGGCGGGCACCUGCUGGGGACCCGGAGGUACUGGGUCAAAGACACGGACUCAGAGUACGUGAAGCUGGCCAAGCAAGGCGGCCGGCCCGAUCUGCUGAUGCACCUGGCACCCGGCUCCAGGAAGGGCUCGCCCGCCGCCUACUCCCUGCCCGACUGGUACGUCCACCACAGCCAGCCGCCCGCGGCCAGCCAGAGGCGGCCAUGUGGACGUGGGCAGGCCGUGUGGAAGCGGACAGGCCGUGUGGACGUGGGCAGGUUGUAUGGCCACACAGGUCGUAUGGAUAGGCAGGCCGUGUGGACGCAGACAGGCCAUGCGAACGCAGGCAGACCGUGUAGACAUGGUCAGGCCGUGUGGAAGCAGACAGGCCGUGUGGACACGGGCAGGUUGUAUGGACACACAGGUCGUAUGGACAGGCAGGCCGUGUGGACGCGGGCAGGCCGUGUGGGAGGCAGGUUUUCACUGCACGUCAGUCGGGUGAGGCUCCCCGCCAUUCACUCCAGGUCCUCCAGCAAAGCGGGGCCCCCACUGGGCCCCCGAGAUCCUGCAGGACGCAGGCUCUCCUUCCCCCCCAUGCCUGGUCACAAAACCAGUUCCCCCACCAACUUCUCCAAACUCAUCAGCAACGGCUACAGGGAUGAGUGGCUGCGGCAGCGAGCCGAGGCGGACAGCGCGGACAAGAGCACCCCGCAGCCGUCCCCAGCGCCUCCAGCGCCCCAGUCCCCGAAGGACCUUGAGGGGCAGGAUGCCGAGCAGCUCCCAGACCCGGAGGCU